This is a messenger RNA of Nannochloropsis gaditana CCMP526, 315 nucleotides long. RefSeq names its product hypoxanthine-guanine phosphoribosyltransferase-like protein. The coding region runs from base 1 to 315 and encodes 104 amino acids. The record is from RefSeq and is a predicted model, not a curated record. The transcript is spliced from 2 exons. Gene Ontology annotation, biological process: GMP salvage; hypoxanthine metabolic process; IMP salvage. Gene Ontology annotation, molecular function: hypoxanthine phosphoribosyltransferase activity; magnesium ion binding.
AUGGCGCAAGACCUCCUCGACGACCUUUUUCCCGCGCCAUUUCCACCUCCGGGAGGAUUGCUUCCCGUGUGCGAGCUCCACCUCCUGUGCGUACUCAAAGGCGCCAGCCGUUUCUUCCACGCCCUCCUGGCCAGCCUGCGUCGUCGAGCCCAGGCCCAACGGUUGCCGUUACAGAUUCAAAUUGAAUUCAUCACGGUCCGGAGCUACUCGGGGAUGCAGAGCACGGGCACGGUGGACGUGAGCGGGUGUGUCCUCGGCAACCUCCAGGGCCGGAACGUGGUGCUGGUGGAGGACAUGAUCGACACGACAAGGUAG